Rhagoletis zephyria (snowberry fruit fly) is the source of this 1722-nucleotide messenger RNA. NCBI's taxonomy places the organism in Eukaryota, Metazoa, Arthropoda, Insecta, Diptera, Tephritidae. The record is from RefSeq and is a predicted model, not a curated record.
AUGUCUUCAGAUAACGAUGGCCAGGAGGCCACCAGUUCUCAGGCAUCGUCGCCUAACUCUGAUAACUACCGUUUCUCAGUCAACAGUUUGCCAGCUACUUUUCGACCGGUGUUUUCUUCUAACAUUGAGUACUUUAAUGAAGUCCAAACGAAACUCUUUGAUUUGUUGAUUCAUGAGGAUAAAAGUUUGGCUGUUCGCGCUCCCACUGGUUCUGGCAAAACAGUUUUGCUUGAAAUGGCAAUUGUUCGCGAACUAAUGAAAAUGGACUGUGGUUUAUCUGAGCAAACCUCUUUCAAAGACCUGCACAUUCUCUAUUUAGCUCCUCUUGAAACGAUUGCUGAGGAAAAAUGCAAUGAUUGGCACAACAAGUUUUCCUCGUUUGGAUUAAAAUGUUUCGCUUUAACCGGUGACACCGAGUUUGACGACUACAAUUCUGUCCAAGUCACCUCUUACGCUAAUAUAAACAUCAUACUCGCAACUCCCGAGAAGUUUGAUCACGUCAUUCGAACUGAUCCCCGAAGUCGAAAGUUUUUGCAAGUUCUCAAGUUAAUCUUGAUUGACGAAGUUCACAUGCUUUUGGAUCAACAGCAAAAAAUUGUCCUCAAAGAAACAAUUGCACAAGUCAAAGCUUUACGAUCAAAGCACAGUUCUUCAUCACAGUUGUGCUUGUCGCCACUGAGAUUUAUCGCUAUUUCUGCCACUGUUCCCAACGUUAAUGACGCCGCUGUAAGAAUUAACGGUUCUUCGGACAUUACAAAUCUCAAAGAUUUGCGACCAUUAGAAAAAUUUGAGCAAGUCGUUUUGGGAUAUGACCCUAAUCCAUCAGCUUUUUCGGAGCACAAUUUUGACAUUCAGCUGACUAACCACUUGGAAACAGUCAUUUGUGCUCACUCGGACUCCAAGCCUGUAAUUGUGUUCUCUUCAACUCGAAAAUCUGUUGAGCUUACAGCAAAAACAUUAACGUUUUUAAAAGAAACCUACUUCUUCAGCGACAGCCACCGUAAAGAGUACUUCAGAGAAAUUUCUUUACUCAUCAAUGCAAGCUUUGAUACUUCAAGUGGUUUCAUUAACGACAGAGAAGGUUAUUUUAAAAACGUUGAUCUGAAAACGUGCUUGGCUUCUGGUGUUGGCUUCUACCACUCGGGCAUGGAUCCUGCCGACCGUCGUUUGCUGGAAAAAUUGUUUGCCAAGUCGCUUAUUCCAGUUUUGGUUUCAACUUCAUCAUUGGCAAUGGAAUCGAACUUGUCUGCUCAUGUGGUCAUCAUUAAGAACACGGUGCAAUUUUUAGAUGGAAGAAAGACGGUUGAGUACAAUUCGGCUCAAUUUUUGCAAAUGAUCGAAUGUGUUAAGCGUCCUCAAUUUGGCAUCACUACCAAGGCAGUCAUAAUGACACAAGAAAGCAAAAAAACGUUUUACAAAAUGGUUUUUAACUGUGAUGGAGCUACCUUUAAGUCUACUGAACUGCUCUUCAAAAUGCUCAAUGAGGGAUUUAAUUUGGAAAUGUUUCUAGAAAAACUGAGUGAAUGCCUAGCUUUGUCAAGUGAUAUCAUCCUUCGUGUGUCAGAAAAAAAGUUCCUUAACGAGUACAGCAAAAAUCUGCGUUUCAAGUCAAAAGACAAGAUAAAAAACAGUUCGAUGAAAAUUAACUGUCUUCUUCAGGCUACAUUUGAGUCCAUUCAAAUUGAUAGCACUUUAACUCAAGAUUCGUCAAAUCUGUUCUGA